This is a messenger RNA of Exophiala oligosperma, 924 nucleotides long. RefSeq lists its product as uncharacterized. Bases 53 to 814 code for a protein of 253 amino acids. The transcript is spliced from 2 exons. Gene Ontology annotation, cellular component: membrane. NCBI's taxonomy places the organism in Eukaryota, Fungi, Ascomycota, Eurotiomycetes, Chaetothyriales, Herpotrichiellaceae. The record is from RefSeq and is a predicted model, not a curated record.
CGAGUACUCCUUGAUCCCUGACUCCGACCUACUGUGCACAGUUGUACAAAACAUGUCUCGACCCACGCUCCUCCACCGACCGUCCAGCGUGGCAGCUGCAAACAAGACCAUCAUACUGGUGACCGGCGGCAAUGCAGGGAUAGGCUACGAGACGGUCAAGAAACUGGCACUAGAAAAUCCGACGUUCCAAGUCCUCAUGGGCUGUCGGGACACCCACAAGGGAGAAGAAGCGGUCGCGUCCAUGGGGGCGCCGAUCAACGUCAACCCGAUCCAACUCGACAUCACCGACGACGAGUCCGUCGAGCAUUGCUACCUGGCCAUCACGCAGCACUUUGGCCGACUGGACGUCCUGAUCAACAACGCCGGCACGGGCGGCAGGGAGCUCCCCGCCGACGCGACGCUGCGCGACAGGUACAACUUGACCUACAACGUCAACGUCAUCUCCACGGCCGUCUUGACCGACAAGUUGAUCCCCUUGUUGGAAAAGUCCAAACUGCCCAAGAUCAUCUUCGUUUCUUCGGGACUCGGGAGCGUCCAGCGGACGCUACAACGUGGCAAGCCCUACCCCGUCCCGUGGUACAGCUCGAGUAAGUCAGGCGUCAACGGGGUGGCGGUGUACUAUGCGAAGCUGUACCCCGACUUCAAAGUCAACGUCGUGUGCCCGGGCCUGUGCGCGACAAACUUGAACGGGGCAGAGUUGAACGAGGAAACGCAUCCCAAGCACGGCGCUGUGCGGGUGGCGCAGCUGGUGGCAGAAGGUCCAGAUGGGGUUACCGCGACUUAUUCUAAUUCAGAAGGCACGAUACCGUGGUAGUUUGGAGAUCGUUUUCAUCCUUUUGCCCUAUCGUGGUAGCAAAGCCUGAUUUUCAUCCGGAGUGUCGGGACUGUUCUCUGACGAUGCUGUCCUUGUCCUUUCACGCCUGC